CCAGCCACAGGAGCAGAUCCAGAGCGGCGAGGCCGAGAGCGAUCAGGAAGCGGCUGUGUCUCCGGAGCCCAGCAGUCCUCCUGGUGCCGGCGCACAGAAGAAAGAGAAGGGCAUCUCACGCUUCCUGCCUCCAUGGCUUAAACGACAGAAGUCACAGAGCCAGGACAAGCCCAGCGAGAGCUCAGCGACGCCCAGGCAGGAGAGCGUGGAGCUGAAGGAGGAGCAGGAAGAUACGAACCAGCCGAAAGAGGAGGUGGACGGAGGAGGAGCAGCGACUGCCAGCACAGAACAGACAGAGGAGGUGAAGGAGGUGAGAGAGGAGGUGCAGACGGGGCAGAAGGAGAAAGAGAAAGAGGAGGAGGAAGAGUCUGUUGGCAGUGCUGACACACAGCCUGUGAGAGAGGAGAAAGAGGGCGAAUCGGAGGUGGAGGAGAAAGAGGAGGAGAAGAAAGAGGAGGAGAAGAAAGAGGAAAAGCAACUGCUCCAGCAGGAGGCGAGUGUGCUGUCAACGCACAAAAUCAACAAAAAGAUGAAGAUGGUGGUGUGUCACGUGACCCUGCUGGACGGCAGCCAGUUCACCUGUGAGGUGGAGAAACGGGCGAAAGGCCAGUACCUGUUUUUUCAAGUCUGCGAGCACCUGAAUCUGCUGGAGAAGGACUACUUCGGCCUGAGCUUUAAAGACAACGCUGAGCAGAGGUGCUGGCUGGACAUCACCAAGGAAAUCAAGCGUCAGAUCCGCAACUCUCAGUGGCAGUUCACGUUCAGUGUGAAGUUUUACCCUCCGGACCCGUCUCAGCUGACGGAGGACAUCACGAGGUAUCUGCUGUGUCUCCAGCUGAGGCAGGACAUCGCCUCGGGCCGGCUGCCCUGCUCCUUCGUCACACACGCUCUGCUGGGCUCCUACACCCUGCAGGCGGAGCUCGGGGACCACGACCCAGACGAGCAUCGGCUGGACUACAUCUCAGACUUCCUGUUCGCCCCCAACCAGACCAAGGAGCUGGAGGAGAAGGUGGUGGAGCUGCACAAGUCCCACAGGGGAAUGACUCCAGCCCAGGCAGACGCACAGUUUCUGGAAAAUGCCAAGAAGCUCUCCAUGUACGGUGUCGACCUGCAUCACGCCAAGGACUCUGAGGGAGUGGAUAUCAUGCUGGGAGUGUGUGCAAACGGUUUGCUGAUCUAUAAGGAUCGUCUGCGGAUAAACCGCUUUGCUUGGCCCAAAAUCCUCAAGAUCUCUUACAAACGCAGUAACUUCUACAUCAAGAUCCGGCCGGGAGAGGCCGAGCAGUUCGAGAGCACCGUCGGCUUCAAGCUGCCCAACCACCGGGCUGCCAAAAGAGUUUGGAAAGUGUGCGUCGAGCACCACACCUUCUUCAGGCUGGUUUCUCCUGAGCACCCCACCAAGACCAAGUUCCUGACCCUGGGCUCUAAGUUCCGCUACAGCGGGAGAACACAGGCACAGACACGACAGGCCAGCUCCCUCAUCGACCGGCCCGCGCCCAACUUCCAGCGCACCUCCAGCAAACGCCUCUCUCGCAGUCUUGAUGGAGCUCCUGUGGUGAACGUGAGUGAUUACAGUCAGGCUGCAGGUGCUGGAGAGAACGGUCCGCCUCUGGAACUCAACUCUGACUCUAAGAGUCCACAGGUGGAGGUCAUGGAGGAGCCAAACGUGGAUGCAGCCACAUCCAUCACCUCUGAAAUGGCCUUUGAGCAGAUGGAUGGCACUGGCGCUCCUGAGAGAAAGAGCAAGUUGAGAGUGCAGGGGGAAAAUAUAUAUGUCAGACAUAGCAAUUUAAUGUUGGAGGACUUGGAUAAGACCCAGGAGGAUGUGUUGAAACAUCAGGCUAGCAUUAGCGAGCUCAAGCGCAGUUUUAUGGAGGCUAGGCCCGAGCCCAGGCCCAGUCAGUGGGACAAGCACCUGUCGGGCAGCCCUGUCACCUCUCUGCGUCUGCAGGCUCAUGGGGUUCCACAGGAAACCCCUCCCGGUCCCGGGACGGACAGCAGAGACACCAGCAAGACUGCAGAGGUCAAACCUGAAGUCGACGACCAGCCAGAGGUUAUAGAGGUUGUGGAAGAGACCGUUGUCAUUGAGGAAGUCGUUAAAGCCAAACCCAAGAGCCCCGCCCCUGAGGCUUCGAUUCCCGUGGAGACGGAGGUCAAGGAGGAGAGGAGUUUAUCAUCGGGCAGCGAUAGUGAAGAGGAGGCAGAGUACCAUGCUCAGCCGCCCAGCACGAGCAUCUCCAUCCAGCAGAUCAAAGAAGAGCCUGAGGAGGAACAGGAGGCGGAGCUCACUCAACAAGCCCCACCCUCUGCGAUAGAGUCACAGCCAUCCGCAGAAGCAGCUGAGCCCGGCCCUGUGGUGGAGGAAGAAAAACCAGCAGAGCCUCAUGAGGAAGAGCAUACACACGAACCACGGCUGAUGACGGACGAAGCUCCCAAUGGACACGCCCUCAAAGCUGAAGCCCCACCCACUGCCGAGGAGGAGGAGCCUCACAUCGUGAACGGCAGCGCCUCUCGUGUGGAAGCAGAGCACCUACCGCAGGUUAUUUGUUGUUCGGAGCCUCCUGUUGUGAAGACUGAGAUGGUUACGAUCUCAGACACGUUUGCUGCUCAGAAGACGGAGAUAUCCACUAAGGAGGUCCCCAUCGUGCACACGGAAACCAAGACCAUCACGUACGAGGCCGCGCAGCUGGAUGGUAAUGGAGACGGGGAGCCAGGCGUUCUCAUGACUGCUCAAACCAUCACCUCUGAAUCACUCUGCACCACCACCACCACACACAUCACCAAGACACUAAAGGGCGGGCAGUCAGAAACUCGCAUUGAGAAGCGCAUCGUCAUCACGGGAGACUCUGACAUUGAUCACGAUCAGGCGUUGGCCCAGGCUAUAAAGGAGGCCAAAGAGCAGCACCCUGACAUGUCUGUCACUCGCGUGGUGGUCCACAAAGAGACGGAGCUCGCCGAGGAUGAGGACUGAAGGACAGAGCUGAAGAGCGGCUCAGAGUUCAUCCGUCGUGUGGAGGAGAGAAGAGCGGCUCUGAUCCUGUACAGAAACACAUCUUCAUCUUCUGUCAUUCAAAACAGAACCACUUAGCUAACAUUCCUAGCUUUUUAUUUUUUUUAGUCUUUGUUUUAUCUCUCCCUCAAAAGAUUGUCUUUACCAUUUCUGAAGACCAGAUGUAUGUUGUUUUUAUUGUUAAGUAGUAAUUCACAUUCCUAGUUCAUGAGGAGGAGUAAUGGAUCACUUUGUGGUGGAGGAGCGUGUGAGCAUGUGAAGAUGAUGUUGAGGGGGCGGGGUUACAGAUGGAUGUGUUUUCCUGAUGUCACAGUGUUUGUAAGGGACCAGCACAGGACAGUGGCACUGUGUGAUUCUCAUUGGUGGACGGUGGAGCCAAUCAUUCCUCAGUGCAGUCAAACACACACACAUUCCCCCGAGGAGAGGAUGAGCAGCUUUACCUCUCAGUGACCAGAUGCAACGCAGGACCUCCAUCACCAUCAAACCUAGGCAGCUCUGUGGGAACUUUCCCAUCUCCAGACAUUUUCUGGCACCAAUAUUCACAUAUAUAUAUAUAAAUAUAUAUAAAUCAGAUGAUUUCCCACAAGGUCACUCUGUUUGCCCUUUUAAAUAUCUUUAAUCUGUUUCAGGAACUUUUGAUUAAAUGAACAAAUGAGAUUGAACUGCCAGCGCUGAUGUUUUUAGUGGCCGAGCGAGGCCCGUGCUCUCUUCUCUCUCUCUCUCUCUCUCUCUCUCUGUCUGUCUCUCUCUCUCUCUCUCUCUCUCUCUCAGCUCCCAUCUGCUCCAUCAACCUUGUUUUUAGCAGUUAAUGGUAGGAUAGACUCUCUCUUUCUUUUUUAAGCAGCUUUGGAUGAUGUGUCAUGUUUUAUGCCCCACCCGACCCUUUGUGUAACACUCUUCUCAUUAAAGUCUGUUUAUUCUCUAAUAA
Carassius carassius (crucian carp) is the source of this 3938-nucleotide messenger RNA. Its product is annotated as band 4.1-like protein 2. NCBI's taxonomy places the organism in Eukaryota, Metazoa, Chordata, Actinopteri, Cypriniformes, Cyprinidae. The coding region runs from base 530 to 2971 and encodes 813 amino acids. The record is from RefSeq and is a predicted model, not a curated record. Gene Ontology annotation, biological process: cortical actin cytoskeleton organization. Gene Ontology annotation, molecular function: structural molecule activity; actin binding. The transcript is spliced from 23 exons. Gene Ontology annotation, cellular component: cytoskeleton; plasma membrane.